AUGGUAGAAUAUUACGACGUGAAUCGCGAGUUCCUGGACUGCGAUGACUUCAUCGUUGGUGACGUCCGUGUCGGCAGCCACCGUCAUCUGAUGUUUGCCACACCUACCCAGCUUCGGCUUCUGCAGCAGGCGAGACGAUGGUACUGUGACGGGACCUUCAAGAUCCGCCGGGAGCCGUUCCAGCAGCUCUGGUCAAUCCACGCCUUCCUGCAGCAGGACGGAUGUACGAAGCAGGUCCCUCUGUGCUUCGUACUGAUGUCACGUCGGACAGCUGAGGAUUACGAAGCAGUUCUGCGACACCUACUCACCUGUUUGGAAUCCCCACCAGAGGUAGAAGGCUUCAUGCUGGACUUCGAGGCUGGAUGUUGGCGAGCCGUCCGGAGCGUGUUCCCGGGUGUGGACCUGAAGGGCUGCAGUUUUCACUGGGCCCAAGCUGUCCUCCGCAAGGUCGACAGUCUUGGACUUAGGGCCACCUUCAGGAAGCGUCAAGGUGUUGCGGAAUACAUCCGGAAGUUGAUGGCGUUGCCGUUCCUCCCGUCGCCUCAGAUUCACGACGCCUUUGUGAAGCUGAAGCGUCUGGCCAACACCCCAGAGCUGACUCAGCUGGUCGAUUACCUCGACAGAUACUGGUUCAGGAGCGGUGUCUGGUCGACUGCGAACUGGUGCGUCCAUCGACAGUCCGUCCGCACCAACAACGACGUAGAGGGUUGGCAUCGCAGGAUCAACACCAAGGCUCGCCGGGCGAACCUCCCGUUCUACAUGCUCGUCCCAUUGCUUCACCAGGAAGGCCGCCUGGUCACCCUCCAGAUGAGGCUGGUAGCCGAGCAGGCCCUGCGUCGCCAGCAGACUACAGUGUACCGCCGGAUCCAGGGGAAGAUCCAGACGUUGUGGGACCAGUAUGCUGAGCAGGAGAUCUCGAGCUCGACCUUCCUGAAGACCGUCGGCAAGAUCUACUGCCCAGCGACGGUCCGACCAACACCAGACGACGAAUGAGGAGUAUACCAACAUCUCCGCGCCGACCAGUUCACAGUCGAACAAGGCCAUGCCACACCCAGGAGGCAGGUCACACACACACAAAAAAAAAACAAAAAAACAUUUUGGUUCUUGAAAGAGGAGGCCUCCACGUGGCAAGAACUGGUAACGGUAUACAUCGUUUAAAUGCAUGCAUAUACAUGCGACGAAAUGAUAUAUACCGGCUGACAUCCUCUUAUAACUUAUAUGCAAUAAAUUGUUAUGGCAGGGGAAGUAACCGCAAUACAAUAUACAUUUUAGUUCUUGCUAGUUACCUCCCCUAUUAAU
Molecule: messenger RNA, 1299 nt
Organism: Pecten maximus
Lineage: Eukaryota; Metazoa; Mollusca; Bivalvia; Pectinida; Pectinidae
Exons: 9
Coding region: 1-993 (330 amino acids)
Source: RefSeq, a predicted model, not a curated record